Messenger RNA from Alternaria burnsii, 1365 nucleotides. Its product is annotated as esterase lipase thioesterase. The coding region runs from base 1 to 1365 and encodes 454 amino acids. The record is from RefSeq and is a predicted model, not a curated record. NCBI's taxonomy places the organism in Eukaryota, Fungi, Ascomycota, Dothideomycetes, Pleosporales, Pleosporaceae. The transcript is spliced from 2 exons.
AUGGACACUGCGCCGGCCGAUGGACAAGGCAUUCACCCUCAACUUCGCCAGAGGAUGCUGAACCGCGCCGCCACGUUUGCUGAGGGUGCGCGGCCUUCCACUCCACCUACAGCACCCCCUCGACGCCGCAGUUCCCUCGUUUCCGACCUCUCCGACUCGCGCUAUUCGUUGCGAUCGUCUAGCGACAGCCUGCUCAGAACGAGUGGGAGGAAUGACAUGGACAAACAUGCGACUUCGGAUGAGCCGUCACGGUGGCUUGCGCUGCCUGUUGUGGCUGCCGUCGUGCCCGCCAUCAUUGGGUUGACAGUAGACAACGGCGCAGACGUCGCUACAGACGUGUUGAUACUGGUAUUAGCGGGGUGGUUCCUACAUUGGAGUGUCAAAGUACCAUGGGACUGGUACCAUGAAGCGCAGCAACGACGAUACCUAAACGACGAUGUAGAUGACGCGACAUACGAUGACACGAUACACGAGGAAGACGAGGAUGCGCCGGGAAGUAUUGAGGAGCCUGCACGAGAGCCGCAAGCUCCAAAGCUUAAUACUACAAUCGAUGCGCCAGCCUCGCAAGCGCAGAAGGAAGCCCGCGAAGCAUUGAAGCGAUCAGAGAUGCUAGCAUUUGUUGGCUGCUUCCUAGGUCCUCUACUCGGCGCCUUGCUCAUGCACACCAUCCGCGGCCAACUCAUGCGCGCAGAAGGCAUAGUAUCCGACGCCAACCUCAGCAUCUUCCUCCUCAUCGCCGAGAUACCACCCGUCAACCGCCUGAUCAAGAUGCGGACAGAGCGCAUCCUCCACCUCCAGCGCAUCGUCCGAGAAGCUCCAAGGGAGCCAGUUCGAUCAGCAGACACACAACAACUUUCACAGCGGAUUUCAGAACUAGAGGGUCGCGUCGAUGGUGUGCAAACCACCAAUAGCAAUAACAACGAGGUAGACGUAGAGAAACUCAGCGCAGAAGUCCGACAAACAACCCAACUCCAACUCGAUGCCCUAAACCGCGCAGUCAGGCGCUACGAAAAGAGACACAUGGCGCAAUCCCUGCAAAUCGAAGCCCGCUUUCAAGACCUAGAAGCACGACUGAAAGAUGCACUUGCCCUGGCUGCCGCAGCUGCUAGGACUGGUCAGCGACCCGGCAUGAUUGCUAUGACGCUAAGCUGGAUUGCUGGUACCAUCAGCUCCAUGUUGCAAGUGGCUUGGGACGUUGUCAUGUAUCCCUUCCGUACAGCGGUUGUUGCGGUUUCAAUGGCUAAGAGUCUGUUUGUGAGAGACGAGCGGCGGGUGAGACGGAAGGGGAAGGGUGGUGGAGCAGGGCAGAUGAAUGGGCACAUGGGUGUCGCGACAGGAAGGCUGCAGGCGAAACCUGCGCGAUAG